Molecule: messenger RNA, 1708 nt
Organism: Solanum tuberosum (potato)
Lineage: Eukaryota; Viridiplantae; Streptophyta; Magnoliopsida; Solanales; Solanaceae
Product: premnaspirodiene oxygenase-like
Exons: 2
Coding region: 49-1587 (512 amino acids)
Molecular function (GO): monooxygenase activity; iron ion binding; heme binding
Source: RefSeq, a predicted model, not a curated record
AAAAGCAUGUAUCCAUAAAAUAAUAUUCCAUUUCAUACUUUCUAAAAAAUGGAGACUCAACAAUUACCCUUAAUCUUCUUUAUUUCACUCUUGUUAUUUCUUUACUUCAUAUUCUAUCUAUUUCAAAUAUGGAAAAAAUCAAAAACCUUAACCAAAAAAUUGCCUCCUGGCCCAUGGAAGCUACCUAUUAUCGGGAACUUGCACCAAUUAGCGAGUCAUGGAGGCCUGCCACAUCACACUCUCCGAACCCUAUCACAAAAAUACGGGCCAUUAACACACUUACAACUAGGAGAAAUUUCCGCGAUUGUUGUAUCUUCACCUGAAAUGGCAAAAGAAAUCAUGAAAACUCAAGAUGUUCGUUUUGCAACUAGGCCUCAAAGUAUGACUGGAAGUAUUAUUUUUUACAAUUAUUCGGACAUAGCAUUAUGUCCAUAUGGUGAUUACUGGAGAAAUAUGCGCAAAAUAUGUGUCCUGGAACUUCUUAGUGCAAAAAUGGUCAAAUCAUUUAACUCAAUUCGACAAGAAGAGAUGUCAAGUCUCGUCUCAUCUAUCAUCAAUUCUACGCCUGAUGAGUCGUUGGUUAACCUAUCGAAUAAAAUUUUUUGGUUUACAGGUUCUGUAACUUGUAGAUCUGCUUUUGGGAAAGUUGUUCAUGAUCAAGAUAAGUUGAUUAUGUUGGUGAAAGAGGCUGUUUCGUUGUCUUCAGGAUUUGACUUAACUGACUUGUUUCCAUCACAUAAAUGGCUUCACGGGAUCAGUGGGAUGAAGUCUAGGUUGUUGAAGGCUCACGAAAAGGUUGAUGUGAUUUUAGAGAAGCUCAUUAAUGAGCAUUGCGAAAAUAGAGCAAAUGGUAACAAAGGUAAUGGUGAGUCCGGAGCUGAAGAUUUGAUUGAUGUUUUACUACGAGUCAUGGAGAGUGGGGAAUUUGGAAUGCCAAUCACAAAUCAAAAUAUCAAAGCAGUUAUUUUUGAAAUGUUCAUGGCAGGAGCUGAAACAUCAUCGACAACAAUUAUUUGGGCGUUUUCAGAAAUGAUAAAAAAUCCAGGUGUUAUGGCGAAAGCACAACUUGAAGUUAGAGAAGCCUUUAAAGGAAAGAAGACAUUUGAAGAUAUCGAUUUAGAGGAGUUGAAGUAUUUGAAAUUAGUGAUAAAAGAAACACUAAGGUUACACCCCGCGGCUCCUCUAUUAAUCCCAAGGGAAUGUAGAGAAGAAACACAAAUUGAUGGAUACAAUAUACCUAUCAAAACUAAAGUUAUAGUGAAUGCGUGGGCAAUUGGAAGAGAUUCUAGAUAUUGGCAUGACGAUCCAGAGAGCUUUAUACCUGAGAGAUUUGAGAAUAGUUCUAUUGAUUUUAGAGGAAAUAACUUUGAGUUUAUUCCGUUUGGUGCAGGAAGAAGAAUGUGUCCGGGAAUGUUAUCCGGUUUAGCUACUGUAGGGCAUUCUUUAGCUAAGUUGUUGUAUCACUUCGAUUGGAAACUUCCUGAUGGAGUUAGUGUUGAUGAUUUUGAUAUGACUGAAGCAGAAGGAGUAGCUGCCAGUAGAAAGAAUGAUCUUUGCUUGAUUGCUACUCCUUUUGAUCUCUCUUAAUGGUUUGUUAGUUGUUACUACAUGUUUAUCUAAUAAUUGCUAGUAUACACUCUUUUGUGUCUCAAUUUAUGUAGCAUCUUUCAAAUUUUAAUAAUCAAACAAGUUUUUUUUGUCUUUUAUA